AUGGAUAGUUACUCUGCCAGAACAACCAAAAGAACAGAGAACGAAGAAUGGAAGGAGGAGUACCGUGUGGAGAAGAGGCCUAGACAAGAAGAAGAAAAUGUAGAUCAAAAGCUGCAGAAAAUGAGAGAACAGCUCUUGGCCGAGUUGGGGACGAAAGAUCACAAUCAGACCCUCUUACCUGCAUCCUCACCCUUCUCGAGAUGGGUGCAGCAGGAGACCAUCCCCAAAAAGUUCAUGAUGUCACCUAUGGCAGCAUACGACAGAACGGGAAAUCCCAGGGAGCACGUCCUUAACUAUAAAACUUUUAUGGAGCUGCAGACCUUAUCAGAUGCCUUGAUGUGCAAGGUAUUCCCCACGAUGCUCACAGGGCCAGCACGGGCGUGGUUUAAUAGCUUGGAAGCUGGAAGUAUCAGAAGCUUCGGAGACCUUGCCAAUGUAUUCAUCAGUCGGUUCAUAGCAAGAGUGCCGGCAGACAGAAAAACUAGUUACCUGGAGACGGUCAGGCAAAGGAGGAAUGAAUCCUUGAGGGAGUAUGUAGCCCGUUUCAAUACGGAGGCCCUACAGAUCCCUGAGCUAGAUGAGGGUAGGGCGGUGGAAGCCAUGCAGAAAGGGACCACCUCUCCCGAGUUUUUCGGCUCGUUGAGUAGGAAGCCCCCUACCUCGCUGGCAGAACUGAUGAAGAGGGCAGAAAAAUACAUAAAGCAAGAUGAUGCCUUGAUGACGAGCAGAUUCGCCAAGGAGGCAGCAGACAGAGGAAAAGCCCCGGAGGAGAGGAGACCGGAAAGACAUGAAAAGAGGCAAAAUAAAAAGCCUGAGGCGUACAGACAACCCUGGGAUCGGAGGGACCAAAGACUAUUUCCUCCACGAGUUCCUGAGACCCUGACCCCUCUCAAUGCCUCCCGAGCCGAAGUGCUCAUGGCAGUCCCAAAAUAA
Manihot esculenta (cassava) is the source of this 933-nucleotide messenger RNA. RefSeq lists its product as uncharacterized. The transcript has a single exon. The coding region runs from base 1 to 933 and encodes 310 amino acids. Lineage: Eukaryota; Viridiplantae; Streptophyta; Magnoliopsida; Malpighiales; Euphorbiaceae. The record is from RefSeq and is a predicted model, not a curated record.